Molecule: messenger RNA, 887 nt
Organism: Helianthus annuus (common sunflower)
Lineage: Eukaryota; Viridiplantae; Streptophyta; Magnoliopsida; Asterales; Asteraceae
Product: GATA zinc finger domain-containing protein 8-like
Exons: 3
Coding region: 50-697 (215 amino acids)
Source: RefSeq, a predicted model, not a curated record
UUCACAAAAUGGUAGUACUGUUGCAGAAUAUUAUAACAGGUUGACAACAAUGUGGAAGCAGUUUGAUGCAAUGCUUCAACUGCCUUCAUGUUCUUGUCAAGCUGCUAAGGAUUACAAUGAUUUUUCAGCUCUUAUAAAGUUAAUGCAGUUUCUCAUGGGGCUUGAUGAUGUGUAUCAGCCUGUGAGAACUAAUAUUUUGACAAGAGAAUCAUUUCCCUCAGUAAAAGUGGCCUUCUCUAUUGUAUCUAGAGAAGAUUCACACAGGCUUUCUAGUAAUGGAUCUAAAAGCCAGAAUGUGUCAUUUGUCUCUAAGGCUAGCCAAAGUUUUGAGAAUAAGAAAAGAUCAACAAGAGGACCUAACAAUCUUAAAUGUUCUCACUGCAAUAUGUUAGGUCAUACCAUAGACAGAUGUUUUGAGAUUAUUGGUUAUCCAUCAGGGUUUAGAAGAAGAAAUAACAAUAAUACUAAUAAUAACUCUUCUAAUAGAGUUAAUUCCACUAGUGUUAAUAAUAAUAAUAAUAAUAAUAAGUCUAAUUCUUCUGUUGGUAAAUCUGCUGCUUCUUCUGUGUCUGGAUUGCCAUUUACUUCUGAGCAGAUUACCAAGUUGUUAAAUCUUGUUGGUGAAAGUUCUCAGUCAGAGUCACAGAAUCCUAAUAUAGGAGGAUUCCAAGUCAAAGAAAAUCCUGAUGAGUGGUAGGCAAGAUAGUGGGCUGUAUGUUGUAGGAAUUAAUGGUUACCCUCCUCUGUGUUGAAUAGUAAGAGUCCUUUUGAGGUUAUGUUUGGUUUUAAACCCUCCUUGUCUCAUUUAAGGAACUUUGGAUGUUUGUGUUUCACUACUGUUUUAAAUGAACCUGAUAAGUUUGCAUUUCAUGCUGAUAAGUGUGUUU